AUGCGUCCAGACGGCUCCGUCGUCCCGCGCACGCGCCUGCUCCCCCGCGCGAGCAAGACGGCGACGGCCAAGAGCAUGAAGCUAGCGCGUGAUAGGGUCAACUGCGUCACGCUCUGGUUCCCCCAGGACAUGGCGCCGCCCACGCCGGACCGGUACAACGAGCCCGUCGCUGUCCUCGCCAACAAUGACAAGACGGUCGUCGUCAUCAGCCUGCACGACUUUGAGGCCAAGGACAAGACGGAGCCCCUCGACAUGGUCACGUAUCCUGACUACGUGAACCGGUCCCUCUUGUCGCCCGACGGCCGUCUCCUGAUUGCCAUCCUCGACGACCCCUACCUCUACAUACACCGGCGCGUCGAGAAGCACGACGACCAGACGGCCGCCGGCGACACCAACGCGACCGCGUAUCAGUGGGAAGAGGCGAGGAAGGUCCUGCUCAAGAGCCAGCGCAAGGGCGACCUCUCCGACAGCCGCGGCAGCUUUGCCGCCUGCUUUUUCCCACUCGGGCGCGUAUCUGGCCGUCGGCACGCAGUACGGGCACCGUCUUCCAUCUUUCGACGUCGAGACUUUGACCGAUCUCGACGCUCGACCCGCUGCUGA
Messenger RNA from Verticillium alfalfae VaMs.102, 600 nucleotides. RefSeq lists its product as hypothetical. The record is from RefSeq and is a predicted model, not a curated record. The transcript has a single exon. The coding region runs from base 1 to 600 and encodes 199 amino acids. Lineage: Eukaryota; Fungi; Ascomycota; Sordariomycetes; Glomerellales; Plectosphaerellaceae.